Cryptococcus deneoformans JEC21 is the source of this 2036-nucleotide messenger RNA. RefSeq lists its product as hypothetical. NCBI's taxonomy places the organism in Eukaryota, Fungi, Basidiomycota, Tremellomycetes, Tremellales, Cryptococcaceae. The transcript is spliced from 3 exons. The record is from RefSeq and is a predicted model, not a curated record. The coding region runs from base 101 to 1849 and encodes 582 amino acids.
ACUUUUGUGCCAUCUCUUUCCACGAACACAUCAACUCGCAGCACAUACCGAAGACAGCCCCGAUGGCACACAAGUAGCCCCAACAGCCACAGCCAGAGCCAUGCAGCCCCCCGCCAGCCCAGCGCGAUCCCCCUUCCCGACACACCUUUCCGACGUGGCCAUCUGGGGUUCCUCCAACGACCGUGGCCCGUCCACAGACUCGUCAGAACUCGCUCGCACCGACUCUUUCGUCAGACGGCGCCAUACACCUCUCGGAUCAGGGACCAGCUUGGGAGAAGCUGCAGGCAGAUCAACUCCAUCGUUGCUCAGCGACAGCGCCACCGUCCCGGGGCCGAGCCGUCGUCGUCCUUCACGAACUCUGUCCUCCACACCGUCUAACGAGCACCCGUUGUCCUAUGCAUCUUCACCACCACAUCACCCACAGACACUAGCCGAUACUCGCCCAGCGUUGCAGCGAGCAACAUCUGCGACAGAGCGGCAGGUUGCGGAGAGCAGCAGAAGCGGGAGCGAGUGGGGGAGUACCAGGGGCAGCUUGGAUGUGUUGAGGAUGAGCAGUAUGGAUGAGAGUAGCGGUGAAGUCGAGGUAUUGAUACAUACUGUCAAGCCACACGAGUCGCUCGCUGGUAUAGCCCUUCUCUACGGCGUCGAUCUGGCGACGCUUCGCAAAGUAAAUAAACUCUGGGCCUCUGACCCGAUCCACAUCCGAACACACCUCUACGUCCCACUAGACGCUUGCAGAUGGAACAAGGCGAGCGAAACAUUGGUCAGAGGACCCGGCGAAGGACAGGUCACUCUCAUGCCAAAGAAUGUUAGAGACAAGGGCAAGGGCAAAGAGACGGACGAGUUUCUUGCAGCAGGUGGUGGUGAACAAAGAGACGACUUAUGGUUCUCUCAGGGUGUCAAUGGAGACAGUCCUCACUCGUUUCUGCCAUGUACCAAUAUCGCAUAUGACCACCCUACUCUGCCGACCAUCCCACCACCAAUACCACAUCCCAACGACCCCACACUUGAUCCUCCUAUCAACUCCACCCCGGAACCGACACCUCGGGUACUCGAUGUCGUCCGUAUACCCUCUUCUCAACUCCGUUUCUUCCCUCGCGCCAGACCUUCUGAACCUUCAUCCCGUGCUUCAACCGAACAAGACCGUCCUUCACCCCCAGGCGGGAACACGCACCCAGACGAUAAUGAUGAGGAUGGCAAUGAUCUCUCAAACGCUCUACGUCGAGCAUCCAUCACGCUCAACGCCAAUCGAUCCGACGGGAACGGACCGUCCAUUGUACCCAAUCUGUUUACCCUCCCCGAACCACUUCGCCCCCCACCUUCCAACUUUUCCUUACCGCCUGCUAAACCAUCACACACUCGCAGUAAAUCUACCACUGUCGUACGUCUACGACCCCCUCAACCUGCUCCAAUCCAAACUGGGAAUAACAGCAGUCUCGCAAACAGACUUUCAUCAUUCUUCACCGUCCCUCCGCCGCCUACUAAUAUGUCUCCCAUCUCAGGCCCUUCAAGUGCUGGGGCUGGCGUUGGCGUUGGCGUCGGCGCUGGUUCUGCUUCUGGACGUUUACCACAAGGUAAAUCGAGGAGGUCGUUGGAAUCGACAGGAUCACAUAGGACAGCAACUCCGAAAAGCGCGACGUCGGUUACAAGAAGAGGUUCGGGUAUCGACCCGGGCACGUCCACGGGCAAGGCCGGCCGCGAACAGAGGGAGGAGAUGGAGCUUGUCACGAGGGUGAGGGAAGGCGUAGGUUCAGGGAUGGGGAUGGGGAGUCUAGGGGAAAGGGUAGGGAAUGGGUUCGGAGCUAGAAAAUAUGUUGUCAAAGGGAAGAAGAGUCAGAAGAAUGAUUGAAGAAAAGGGGUUGCCUUUGUUUUAAUUUUAUUAUUUGGAGUUACUUUUCGGGUGUAUUUCUAGCUUGCAGUUUCAUCUUGUUGAUAAAAAAAAGACUUUCCAGUUUCUUUCACCAUUUGUAGAAAUCAAUUAUAAAAGUAAAUUAGGCAUUUCUGGGUUUAAACGCUCUUAUCGCACAACAUGCAUG